AUGUCUUUGACAUGGUCUCUCUAUGACCACGAAAAGGAAGAUUCUGAGCGUCCAAAGACUCCGAACUCUCCUAAAAAUGGCAAGUUGCCAAUUGAUCUGGACUCUCCUAAACGUCAUAUCAUAUCGGCAGUUAACGGUGAAUCACCAAGACACAUCCCUAAACCUGUAGCUCAGCCGGAUUUUGAUAAAGUUAGGGAGCAGAUUAAAAACGACAUAAGAAAAGAACUUAAAAUUACAGAAGGAGCCAGAAACAUUGGGAAGUUAACAUCCAAGAAAAAAUAUCUGGCAAAUGUCAACAACUUUCUCAAAACAUCACAAAAGAAAUUAGACGAGCUUUACAAUAAGCUUCAAGAACGCAAUGCACAUAUUGUUGUGCCAGGAACUGAAGAGAUCUCAGCUGCUCCUAAAGGUGACACCAGCUCCCAGGCAGAUAACGCGAAGCUGACUGCUUUGCAGAAACAGCUAGACAUUGAGCUGAAGGUGAAACAUGGAGCAGAGAUUAUGGUCAAAGCAUAUUCAGAUGGGCGUUCCAAAAAUGUCAAACAUCUUGCUGCUGCCCAGAAAAUACUACAAGACAGCGAGAAAAAAAUAGACAGUUUGCGCAAGUUAAUUCUGGAAGAAAAGUCUAUUAUUAAAGAAGAAACAUCGUUACCAGUUCCGGAGACGGACAUUAAAACCAGUGCUCCCUCGUUAUUGGUGACGGACACACAGGAGCCAGAGUCGGCUGGCGAUAUUCCAACAUGUGAUAUGAAACCAAUUAUCCAACCGGAUGUGGAACUUGACUUAGAGGUGCCUCCUGCUCCAAGUCAAUCCUUUCUACAUAGUGAUCCGAGACGGUUUUCAUUCCAUAUGGAGAUCCCGGAUAUACCGGAUCAGAAUUCUGGAGAUAUCCAUGAAUGUAGCAUUGAUAACAGAUACAUCAUGACACCAGAUGUAAUGAGUCAGCCUAAUUGUUCCAGUCUGGAUAAUAGCGUCCCUAAACAUUCUGUGGACCUACCGCAUGACCACUUACCUGCUUUGUGGAUUCAAGAUCAGCUUCUUCUCAAAUUGCAGGACAUUCAACAUUGCUCUGUGCAAUCUGGGAAAAGGAGCUGGGAGGUAUCCAGGUACUUGGAAGAGUCUAAUUGGUUUGACAUUAAACCAGGGAUAACGCAUGGACACUCUGGGCAAUAA
This is a messenger RNA of Pelobates fuscus (common spadefoot toad), 1173 nucleotides long. RefSeq lists its product as uncharacterized. Gene Ontology annotation, biological process: protein phosphorylation; signal transduction. The record is from RefSeq and is a predicted model, not a curated record. The transcript has 8 exons. Bases 1 to 1173 code for a protein of 390 amino acids. NCBI's taxonomy places the organism in Eukaryota, Metazoa, Chordata, Amphibia, Anura, Pelobatidae. Gene Ontology annotation, molecular function: small GTPase binding; protein serine/threonine kinase activity.